Molecule: messenger RNA, 4565 nt
Organism: Girardinichthys multiradiatus
Lineage: Eukaryota; Metazoa; Chordata; Actinopteri; Cyprinodontiformes; Goodeidae
Gene: jak3
Product: Janus kinase 3 (a protein tyrosine kinase, leukocyte)
Exons: 24
Coding region: 103-3420 (1105 amino acids)
Biological process (GO): peptidyl-tyrosine phosphorylation; intracellular signal transduction; cytokine-mediated signaling pathway
Cellular component (GO): cytosol; cytoskeleton; membrane
Molecular function (GO): non-membrane spanning protein tyrosine kinase activity; cytokine receptor binding; ATP binding
Source: RefSeq, a predicted model, not a curated record
CUGACGGUGACACACAGAGAGCAAAGAAACGCAGAUGUUAAAAAAUGUCCGAAGCUACAGGAAAAAACUGAUUAAAUUUAUUGACAAACAAAUAUAAAAGACAUGCCCAUGAAUAGAGAGGAAGAGUCGACCCCCCUGGUGUUCAGAGGCCGGGAGGGCAGCCAGAGGUCCAGUUCGAGCGUGGCAGCUGGCUUACAAGUGCACCUCUACUUUUCUCCUGGCACAAAGGAUGCAACAGUAAUACAGAUUUCAUCUGGACAGAUAACUGCAGAAAAUGUUUGCAUACAAGCAGGAAAGAAAAAUGGAAUCUUACCAGUGUACCUGAGCCUUUUCGGUUUGGCCUCUGCAGAUUUGUCAUUUUGGUAUCCGCCAUCACACAUUUUCGACUCAGAUGAAAACUUAGUCGUCCACUUUAGAGUAAGGUUUUUCUUUGGAAACUGGUUCGCACAAGGAUCCAGAACCUCCUACCGCUACAGUCCGACAAGAGACAGAAUCAGUCCCGUGCUUGACUACAAUGUCAUAGAUUACCUUUUCGCUCAGGUGCGAAGUGACUUCAUUGCAAGUGAAGGAGGAAUCGUUCCACCUUUGAGCGCCCAGGAGGAAUGCCUCGGCCUCGCUGUGUUGGACUUGUGGAGAAUGGCUAAAGAGAGACACCAGACUAUAAGAGACCUCUGCAAGACCGUCAGCUAUAAAUCAUGCCUCCCCAAGUCACACCGAACUGACAUCCAGAAACGAAACCGCCUGGACCGCUUUCGAAUCCGGAAUACUCUUAAGCGUUUCUUGAAGAAACUUGGCAAAUGCUCAAUUGAUGAGUAUAGCUUAAAACUCAAAUAUCUGAUUGAACUGGCUGGCAUUGAGCCCUCUCUCGGGAGUGAGACCUUCCGUGUCAACCAUUCUUCCUCUCACUCUGAAGCAACGUUCACCCUUCUGCACAUCUGUGGGGAGACAGGAAUUCAAACUGGUCAUCCUGAUGGUGCCCUGGAAUGGCAAACCUUCUGUGAUUUCCAUGAAAUUGUAGACAUCAGUAUUAACAGGAUCUUAAAUGAGAUAGUCCCACAAGACAGCAGGAUGGUAACAAUAACUCGGAAGGAUGACAGAUGCCUGAAAGCUAGUUUCCAGAGUCGCAAAGAGGCACUUUCAUUUAUGUCACUGAUUGACGGCUACUUCAGACUAAUCACAGACUCAAGCCACUUCUUCUGUCAAGACAUUGCUCCGCCAAGCCUUCUAGAGGGCCUCAAAAACCAUUGUCAUGGCCCUAUCAUAUCAGAGUUUGCAGUCAACAAGCUGAAAAAGUCAGGAUGUAAAGGCGGUACCUUCCUUAUCCGGCAAAGUCCGAAGAACUAUGACAACUUCUUCCUCACUGUUUGUGUUCAGACUCCACUUGGACAUGAUUAUAAAGAUUGUCUCAUUAUUAAAAAUGAGAGCUACAGUCUCCCUGGUGUUUCAAAAUCAUUUUCCAGCUUGACAGAACUCGCCAACUAUUAUCAACACAACAUGCUCCUGCUGGCCGAGAUACCAGUCAAGUUAGCACGCUGCUGCCCACCUCGACCCAAAGAACUCACAAAUCUCAUAAUCGCACGAAACAGCAGUUUAUUUGAAGCACAAGGGUCUCCAACACCUGAAAGAAACAAGUUCAGUCACAUUCAGAUCCACAUGAUCAAAUUUGGAGACCUCAAAUGGGCUGAGAGCCUAGGACAGGGGUCCUUCACUCGAAUUUUUAAAGGCUACAAAACUGACAUCCGGGAAGGGGAAAAACACUUGACUGAAGUUAUUCUGAAGGAGCUUGAUUCUGCUUACAAGAACUGCUGGGAGUCACUCUUUGAAGCUGCCAGUUUGAUGAGCCAGAUUUCUCAUAAACACCUUCUCCAUGUAUAUGGUGUGAGUGUUCAAGGAGCACAAAACAUCAUGGUGCAGGAGUUUGUCAAGCACGGGGCCCUUGACCUUUACUUGAAAAGAGGGACAUCUGUCUCAGUGAGCUGGAAACUCAGCAUAGCCAAACAGCUUGCAUGUGCACUCAACUUUCUGGAAGAGCAAAACAUUGUUCAUGGAAAUAUUUGUACCAAAAACCUGCUGCUGGCAAGAGAAGGUGACCCCUCACUGGGCAGCUCUCCAUUCAUCAAGCUGAGUGACCCGGGCAUCAGUGUGGUCUUGAUGGGCAUUGAAGUUAUUCUGGACAGGAUCCCCUGGGUGGCCCCUGAGAUGCUUGACGCCCCAGACAACCUGACCCUUGAGUGUGAUAAGUGGAGCUUUGGUGCCACUGUGUGGGAAAUCUUCAACAAUGGAAACUCCCCGUUGAGAGGCUGGAGCCUAGAUCAGAAGAGACAUUUUUAUGAGAACAUGCAGCAGCUGCCACCCUCCCAGUGGACAGAGUUAGCAGAUCUGAUUGGUCAAUGCAUGGACUACGACACUGCCUUCAGACCUUCAUGUCGCAGUAUCAUCCGUCAGCUCAACAGUCUUAUCACAUCAGAUUAUGUGAUACUUGAUGCUGCUGAACCGGUGACACAAAGCCCCAUGUCCAUAGCUGUCAACCCUGCUCCAUAUGAUCACACGCUGUUUGAGGAGAGACACUUAUGCUACAUCUCCCCACUGGGAAAAGGAAACUUUGGUUGUGUUGAGCUUUGUCGUUAUGAUCCUUUGGGCGAUAACACCGGUGAACUCGUGGCUGUGAAGAAGCUGCAGCCUAACAAAGGUCCAAAUCUACAGGAUUUCCAGAAGGAGGUUAAAACCCUCAGUGUUUUACAUUGUGACUACAUCGUCAAGUACAGAGGAGUCUGCUACAGCAUGGGUCGCCUCAGUAUGAGCUUAGUGAUGGAGUACCUGCCCUAUGGGAGUCUUAAUGGCUACGUGUGGACUAACCGACAAAACAUCACCACCAGGCGGAUGCUGCUUUUUGCCUCUCAGAUCUGUAAGGGGAUGGAGUACCUGCAGACUCUACGCUACAUCCACCGAGACCUUGCAGCCAGAAAUAUUCUUGUUGCCAACGAUUCGCUGGUAAAAAUCGCUGAUUUUGGUCUGACCAAGGUUCUUCCGUUUGACAAGGAGUACUACCGCCUCUCACAGCCUGGACAGAGCCCCCUAUUCUGGUUAGCUCCAGAGUGCCUUAAUGAAAAUAAAUUCUCCAACAAAUCAGAUGUCUGGAGUUUUGGGGUCGUUCUUCACGAGCUCUUCGCCUACUGCGACAAUAGCCUUAAUCCCAAAAGGCUUUGUCUGCAGGAGAUCGGACAAAACGUCCAAGGUACAUCUAUAUCAAUGCAUCUGGCAAACAUGCUGGCAAACAACUGGAGGUUGCCAGCUCCUCCAGGCUGCCCUCCAAAGGUGUACAGUUUGAUGAACGACUGCUGGACAUACGACUUUGAUAAGCGUCCGACUUUCUCCGACCUCUCAAGAAAGGUUGAAAAUAUGAUCCAGGAUGACAGAUGAAAUGCAAAAAGCAGAGAAAUAAGCCUUGCAGAACCACACAGACGCUGCUUAACAGGAGUAUUUAAUGAUGCAUUUUAUUUAUUGCUUUACUAAAUGGCGGGCCACUGUCAAAGAAGUAUUUCCUAUUUUCCUUUUUUAUGUAUACUGUUUUGUUACUGACUAAUGGGACCUUAUCUAGAGGUUUCAGAGGCAGUCGCUAAUGUUAAGGUACUGCUCACUUAUGCUCCCUUUCCUCUAGUUUGAUUUGGCCCUACUCGGCUCGCUUUGAGAAUGUUUCCAUUACUGUUUUUUUCCGUAUCGGUAUCUACUUUUUUGGUCACUGCUCCUAAGCAGGUCAGGUCAAGGCUGAGUGGGGACUAGGCUACAUGUGACGUAAACAGACUGCUGUUCACUGAUUGGCCAUGGGACCAGGAGAAAUUACGUUUUUGCAGAGGCAAUGCAGAGCAGAGUUCAUAAAACUCAAAAGCGACUACAGUAAUGUUAAGGACUAAAAUAGCCAGAGCGGGUCAUACUGAAAUAUAAUUUUACUAUUUACAAAUAAUAAACCAAGGUUGGAUAUUGGAUAUUUGUGCUCCGCAGAUUCAGCGGGCUCGUCCUCCAGUUUAAUUAGAAGAAGGCAGUCUGAUUACGGGCAGCUGCUCUCUGCCUGCUCCCUCCCCCUGCAGACUCUGGUUCGCUUAAGGACCGUCAAUACAUUUCCGAAGCAAAACCCUGUUUCAUGGUGGUUUUGGAGGACAUGUUUUGGCGUCAGAACAGCUGAUUUAAUGUCUGAUCAGCUGAUUUAGGAUAAAUACAGCGCCCCGCCUGCAUGUAAUUCAGAGAGCGGUGUUGGAAAAUAUUCAUGCUAUGCUUAUAGGAUUAGUAUGGCUAUGCUUAAGUAUGUUUAAUAAUGUGUGAAAUAAAAUAUAAUGUGUAAUUUAGAAGAGGUCUGCUAACAGGCUCCUAUGUGUGUUUGACUUAGAUAACGUCUGCCCAGUGAUAAGAUAUUUCUGUAUGUAAGACUUACUUUUGCCCAGUGACAACAGAUAUUUUUAUAUUUCUACAUAUGUAAAUGAAGGUCAAAAAGUAGAAAAACAGGAAGUGUCGAAAAGUCAGCUGAAUGGGUGUCAGACAGCUCCAAAUAUGAAAUCAGACAGUCGAUUAAA